AUGACCGUACAGGCAAAGCAUAGUGACGGGAGGAAUGAGAAAUUAGCACCAAGGUAUUUUGGCCCUUAUGAGAUUAUGGACAAGAUUGGCGCAGUGGCCUACCGCCUAAAGUUGCCUUCCACCGAUACCAUACACCCAAUGUUCCAUGUGUCUCAGUUGAGGAGUGUUAUAGGGGAGUAUGCAGUUAGUGCAGAAUUACCAGCGAUAAUGACGGAGGAUUGGGAAGUGAUUUUAGAAUCUCUGGAGCUUAUAGGGGUAAGAUCAGAUAAAGAGGGCAAUGAGGAAGUGCUGAUUCGAUGGAACGAUCUCCCUGAUUUCGACGCUACUUGGGAACCAUUUGAAAGAGUGAAAGUGUAA
Messenger RNA from Dendrobium catenatum, 357 nucleotides. RefSeq lists its product as uncharacterized. The transcript has a single exon. NCBI's taxonomy places the organism in Eukaryota, Viridiplantae, Streptophyta, Magnoliopsida, Asparagales, Orchidaceae. The record is from RefSeq and is a predicted model, not a curated record. The coding region runs from base 1 to 357 and encodes 118 amino acids.